Molecule: messenger RNA, 2256 nt
Organism: Podarcis raffonei (Aeolian wall lizard)
Lineage: Eukaryota; Metazoa; Chordata; Lepidosauria; Squamata; Lacertidae
Gene: CCDC102B
Product: coiled-coil domain containing 102B
Exons: 5
Coding region: 1-579 (192 amino acids)
Source: RefSeq, a predicted model, not a curated record
AUGGCAUUUGGAGCUCAGUCUAAGUUUGGGAUACAUAAUGAUGUACAUCAGACUGAAGUAAAAAGAAUCACAGAAGGUUUAGAGGAAGACACUGGACCCAAAUCUCAGAACUCUAUGAAGAUCUGGGACUUACAAGCAGAGAUGGAAAUACUACAGUCUGAAAGUACAUCAGUGUGUGAAAGAAGAAAAAGCCUUGAAAUAGAAAAUCAAGAACUGGGUAUAGACAACAGAAGAUUAAAGGCCAAGAUGAAGGAUCUUCAAGAUCUUCUGGACAGAAAAAGUAAAUGGCCUGCAAUUCAUCUGUGUGGAGAUCUCAAGAUACCAUACAGUGAACUGCUAGGGGAAAAUAAGGACUUUGUGGAUCUGCCAUGCAGUGAUGGUGAGCUAUACAAGCAGGACCAAGACAUAUUGGCAGAACUGACACAAACAAGAAAGAAGGCGGAGCAGCAUAAGGCAGAAGCAAAGCAGCUGAGCAUUCGGAUUGAAGAUCUAAGAAGAAAAUUAAAAGAGGCAGAAAGCAAGAAACCCUCAGAGACAGGAAAGGAGAGAAGUUUUACCCACAAUCCAUCUUCUCAUUGAACUGAUAAUUCCUCCUUACAACACCGAAGCUGGUGGGUUCGCAACACUUUCCCCAAACCACCUGGCCUCCUUCUCCCUCGUCACCUUCUCAUCUUGCCGUGAUGACAUUAUCUGUUCUAUUGCCCAGUCAAAAAAAUAAACCCAAAAUGAGACAGAAUGGAGAACAACAGAGGAGAGAAACUGCAUCACAGCACUGCUAUACCUUCAAACACAUUAUCUCUGGCCUCUUCUUAAAGGACAAGUGAAGGAGUGGUGCAAUGGGAGCAUCUCUCUUUCUUUCUCUCUCUCUCUCUCUCACACACACACAUACACACACACAGCCCAUUCUGGCCCUUAGAGUGAGUAGGCUGCUGUUUCCUCUGCAGUAAGUCAGUGACAGGGGAUGUGUGGCCUUCCAGAUGUUGAUGGACUACAACUCAUCCUGGACUGCUGGCCGCCAUGCUCGCUGGGGCUGAUGGGAGUUGGAGUCCAAAUAAUCUGGUGAGCCAUCAAUUCCCCAUACCUACAGUAAAUGAAUGUUGAGGGCAACAGGGGGCACUGCUGAAUAUCAGUCUUUCCCUAGAAUGUAGUAUUUUCUCCAUAAACCAGCUAACGACUUUUGCAAAAUAAAGUGUGAACAUCAGCACCCAUGGUCUUCCACAGCAGAUAGAUGAAAACAUCCAUGCAUUUUAUCACCACUGCCAGUUGAUAUGUACAUUUGCAUCACAAAAAUUUAAGAAGCAUACAAAAGAGAAAGAAAAAAGGGAAGGUUCAAGAAUUCACAAAAGUUCAUUAUUUUAAUGCAAAUAUGUUCAUUAUUUUAUUAUAUUUAAGAGUGGCCAUUUUUUAUAAUCUUGUUCAAAAAGGAAAUAUGAAUACAAUUUUUCUGGGUAACCUCAGAACCGGACAUCAUUAAAAGGUCACUAUUCCACCUUAUUGCUAAAGUAUUGACACGUUUAAUGACAAAAUGCCCCCAAUUUUUAUUGCUUGAGCUGUCUCAUACUGAAAUGUAGGAAAAUAUUCUGUGGCCUGCUGCCCAAGUCCUUCAUGCAACAAAAAGAAUUAAAAUAAAAAUUAGAUGUAAUGAAGUCUUGUGAAUGAACUUUGAGGUUGUAUAUUAAAUUUUAAUUACUUUUUUUCUGAAAUGUAGCCAAAUAAUUCAGAAUUAAUGUUGCAGUGAGGUAUCACUUACCUUAACCUCACCCAAGGGGGCAAUUGGAAUAUGUAUGAAAUGUUACCAACAUGGUUAACGUACACCUUUUGUCGUCUUGAUUAUUUCUUUGUAUUUUCAUAGACAGAUGUUCUCUGUAUCUUGAGAGGUAACAUUUUUGUAAAAUAAGAAUAAUCAUUUUUGCAAUUAUCAUACAUCAGCCAAAUUAACAGUGAAAUCUUAUGCAUGUCUACCUAGAAGUAAUUUCCAUUGUGGUCAGUGAAAUCCCAGACUGUGAUGAGACUGAACCAACUUUUCUUUUAAAUACAUACUUUUGUAUAAAAGCUUUUAAAACUUUAUAUCAGUAUUAAAGAGCUAAUUGUGUACUCUUUGCUUCCACACCUAUGGCAUAAUAAAGUAACUGGAAUGGAGCCCCUAAAAUAUUCAAAAGUGAUUUGUAAGUGGGCAGGAAGUGUUAGUUUUCCUGAGGAUAUAUUAGACUUUUGUGAAGCUGCAAAUACAUGAAAAUAAAUAUUUUGGUAGCCAUA